Messenger RNA from Cladophialophora bantiana CBS 173.52, 1179 nucleotides. RefSeq lists its product as uncharacterized. Gene Ontology annotation, biological process: regulation of transcription by RNA polymerase II. The coding region runs from base 1 to 1179 and encodes 392 amino acids. The transcript has a single exon. Gene Ontology annotation, molecular function: zinc ion binding; DNA-binding transcription activator activity, RNA polymerase II-specific. The record is from RefSeq and is a predicted model, not a curated record. NCBI's taxonomy places the organism in Eukaryota, Fungi, Ascomycota, Eurotiomycetes, Chaetothyriales, Herpotrichiellaceae.
AUGCCAAGGAGAUCCACCACAAAAUCGCGUGCCGGCUGUGAGACCUGCAAACAACGGCAUCUGAAAUGUAACGAGGAGCGACCGGUGUGCGGGAAAUGCGCCUUUUCCAAGAGAGAAUGUAUAUACAGGGUGGCUCCCUCACAGGGGACUUCAAUACCCGCGUCUCGACGCACAGACCAAGCGUCACGCGGACAUCAACAACCACUCGUAGGUAGUCCUGCCAGCAGCUUGCCGCCGCUGAGCCCUGGUUCAUCUGGAGCAGGAUCCAACGUCGACCACAUUGAGCUGUUUUAUCUAUUCAUCACCAAAACAUGCACCACAAUCGCUAUCGAUCCAGGACAGGUCGAGCUCUAUCGUCGCAUCAUCAUUGAGCGAUCUUUCAAACAGCAUUUCUUACUGGACCAGAUCAUCGCUUUGUCCGCAUGCCAUAUGACGCUUCAGAGACCUCAGGCGACUGCUUACUAUCUAGAUAUCGCAGCCAAUCAACAGGCUGCGGCGCUCGCUGGCUAUCGCGACAUUCUGUGCAGGGUUGACGCGUCGAACUGUCUGGACGUCUUGUUAUUCUCGCACUUGAUUGCUCUUCAUGUUUUCUGGGAGAUCUUCACGCAGCAGCCCGAGACCGACUUUGGCAGCUUCCUCGAAAGACUAGUCGGUUGUAUCCGCCUCCUGCGCGGUAUUAACUUUGUCAUCCGCUCCUGGUUUGGGACUCUGGUCAAGAGUGAGAUUGGGCCGAUCAUCAUGGAAUCGGAGGAGCACCAACAAAGUCCUAAAGAAUCGCGCGGGGAGUGCGAAGCGUUGCGCGCAAUGCUAGACCACGCGGACCUCAGCGACUCAUCCAUUGCAACAUGCCUAGCGUCCCUAGACAUGUUGCAGACAAAUUUCGAUAGCGAAAACGCUCUAGAUCAACCGUCAGCAUCCACACACCAGGCGUUCAGCUGGCUAGUGACAUUGUCUGAGCCGUUCACUGACCUCAUCGAUCAGCGCAAGCCUGAAGCGCUUGUUCUUCUGGCACACUACGCGGUGGUGCUCCAUCGACGGAGGCAUUCAUGGGCUAUUGGGCACGCAGGUAUUCGACUGUUGAGUCAAAUCCAUCAAUAUUUGGGGAAGCGGUGGGACCAGUGGCUUGCGUGGCCAGAGAGCAUCAUACAGGGCACCCAGGAUUGUGUUUCAGAGCGCUGA